This is a messenger RNA of Ceutorhynchus assimilis (cabbage seed weevil), 4623 nucleotides long. Lineage: Eukaryota; Metazoa; Arthropoda; Insecta; Coleoptera; Curculionidae. The record is from the annotation of a GenBank genome assembly.
UUUUCAACUAAUUCAAUUUGUGUAGGUCGAGGUAUAGGUUGAUUUCCAAGAUUUUUCAUGUUCCUGUUUUUCACUGGAAAAAUUUGAAAUUUUGGGAAAAUGAGCUUGACACCUUCCUCUUUACAUGCAAAAAGUUUCAAAAUUUUCCCCUUACUAGUUUUCCAGGAAAAUUUUGGAAUGUGUGAGACUGUAUUUUCAACUAAUUCAGUUUUUGUAGGUUGAUUUCCAAGAUUUUUCAUGUUGUUAUUUUCCACUGAAACAAUUUGAAAUUCUGGGAAAAUGAACUUCUCACCUUCCUCUUUACAUGCAAAAAGUUUCAAAAUUUUCUCUUUACUAGUUUUCUAGGAAAAUUUUGAAAUGUGUGAGACUGUAUUUUCAACUAAUUCAGUUUGUGUAGUUGAUUUCCAAUAUUCCUUAUGUUGUUAUUUUCCACUGGAAAAAUUUGAAAUUUUGGGAAAAUGAGCUUUUCACCUUCCUCUUUACAUGCAAAAAGUUUCAAAAUUUUCCCUUUACUAGUUUUCCAAGAAAACUUUGAAAUGUGUAAGACUGUAUUUUCAAUUAAUUCAGUUAUUGUAAGUUGAUUUCCAAAAUUUUUCAUGUUGCUGUUUUCCACUAGAAAAAUUUGAAAUUUUGGGAAAAUGAUCUUCUCACCUUCCUCUUUACAUACAAAAAGUUUCAAAAUUUCCCCUUUUUUAGAGGAAUUUGUGGGGCAUUUGGAGAAUUUCGUGGUGGGCUAUUUGGAGGAAUUUGUGAUGGGGUAUCUGAAGGAAUUUGCAGUACUUUUGAGGAAUUAUGCGUAAAUAAUUCCCUUUUGAGGAAUUGUUUGCACCAAUUCUGGGAUGGUGGUUUACUCCUUUGCAAAGUACUCCCAACCAGUGACUUGAAACUUUCAGGAAUAAUGAAUUAAAGUCUUUUUCAUAGGGAUAAGUUAAUGAGAAGCUCCAAAUAAAAGUUGCAUGAAAAAACUGUAAGAAUGUGCAGACUUGAAAAUCAGUGAGUUUUUGAAUUAAUGAGUAAAAACUCUGAAUCAAAAAUAAAUUAGUCAUUAUUGAAAUCUCUUGUCGUUCUGAUAUAAAAAUGAGGAGUUUCUGAACUACAGAAUCUGGAAUUCCAUAUUGUACGCUAUAAUUCCAGGGUGGUUUACCCCUCGGUUGAAAACUAGGAGAUUGAAAGACAAAAUUACAUAAUUUUAGCUGUAAAUUAAGGAUUAAAAAUUGCUCUUCUUGCCUAGAAAAACCUAUACAACCAUUACUUACUACACUUCAAUACAAAAAACCCUAUCGAACUUAUACUUUUCAACAUUUUCACAACAAAGCAAAAUCGAAAUUUGCAUACCUCAAACCACAAAAACCUUAUCGCAAAUAUUUAACUUACCAGACUCUGGUGCCAGUUCGCGUUGUUCCGAAGGCCUCACCACUGUAGUUUCUUCGUGUUUGCACUGUUGCUGAACAUUUUCCACCUCUAAAAUUUCAGGAGGCCUGGACAAAUAUACACUAUUGGCUUCUACAUUGAGAUCCAACAUGUAGGAGUUGGACGUUGGAAGGUUGGCAAGGAUUGGAGAUUGUUCGUUGUCAGAGUCUGGAAGAGGUCAGCUGAGAUGUUUGAAGUUUUCCACGUCACUGUCACUUAAAUUUUUCAACCAUUUUGUUAAUGCAGUAUAUGUGUAUCCUUGUUUCACUCAAAGAAAAAGACAAGGACGGAAAAUGUAAACAGCUACAACGGGAGUGGUUUUUCUGUUUGGAUUGUCAAAUCUUAAAAAUCGAAAAAUCUAAAAAUCCAUUUUCGUGUUUUUUUUUUCUCACGUGUGAUUAUGUUGGUUUUUUGAAAAUAUUUCGAAAAAUACGCUCAUUUAAAUAAAACAAGUGGCCAAAAUGUUGGUCCUUUUCGAGACCGCUGCUGGUUAUGCCAUAUUCAAGCUUCUCGAUGAGAAAAAACUGGAAAAAGUCGACAGUUUGUACACUUCCUUCCAGACUCCUGACGAUGCCAGCCAAGUAGUAAAACUAAAACACUUUGAAAAGUUCAAAGAUAUCACAGAAGCUUUGGUAGCGACCACAGCAGCUGUAGAAGGCAAAAUAUCAAAAAGUCUCAAAAACGUCCUCAAAAACCAUGUCACAACCGACAUGCACGAGCAAUUGCUAGUGGCCGACGCGAAACUAGGCUCGGCCAUCAAAGAAAAGUACAGUCUGCAAUGCGUAUCCAGCAGCGCCGUUCAAGAAUUGAUGCGAUGCAUCCGCUCCCAAUUGGACAGUCUAAUCUUGGACACUCCAAAGAAAGAAAUGACCGCUAUGGUUUUGGGUCUAGCCCAUUCCUUGUCCAGAUACAAAUUGAAGUUUUCACCUGAUAAGGUUGACACUAUGAUAGUCCAAGCUGUUUCUUUAUUGGACGAUUUGGAUAAGGAAUUGAACAAUUACACAAUGAGGUGUAGAGAAUGGUACGGAUGGCAUUUUCCAGAAUUAGGCAAAAUUGUUGCUGACAAUAUGGCUUAUGCAAAAACUGUUAAGGUUAUUGGAACAAGAGAACAUGCAGGUAGUUCGGAUUUGUCUGAUUUGCUACCUGAAGACAUAGAAGAAAAAGUCAAAGAAGCGGCUGAAAUUUCAAUGGGCACUGAAAUAUCUGAAGAAGAUAUUGAAAAUGUUAUCAAUCUUUGUGACCAAAUUGUUGAUAUGACUAAUUAUAGGCAACAAUUGUAUGAUUAUUUGAAAAAUAGGAUGAUGGCAAUGGCUCCUAAUCUAACAGUUUUAGUUGGAGAUCUUGUUGGGGCCAGGCUUAUUGCACAUGCUGGUUCUCUUAUUAAUUUGGCCAAACAUCCAGCUUCAACUGUGCAGAUUUUGGGUGCAGAGAAAGCAUUAUUUAGAGCCUUGAAAAGCAAAAAAGACACUCCUAAAUACGGUUUGAUUUACCAUGCACAAUUAGUAGGUCAGAGUAGUACCAAAAACAAAGGGAAAAUGUCUAGGAUGUUAGCAGCCAAAGCAUCUCUAGCCACAAGGGUAGAUGCUUUAGGUGAUGAUGUCACUAUUAAUUUAGGUGUUGAGCAUAGGGCUAAAUUAGAGGCUAGAUUGAGAGCUCUUGAAGAAGGCAAUGUUAAAAGACUCAGUGGCACAGGCAAAGCAAAAGCUAAAUUUGAAAAAUACCAGGGUGUCAGUGAAAUUAAGCAAUAUCCUGAUGCGGCUGAUAGUACUUUGCCUUCUACAAGCAAAAGAAAGAGGGACGAGUCUGAAGUUAAGCAGGAAGAAGAAGUUGAAGUCAAGCAGGAAGUUGGUGAGAAGAAGAAGAAGAAAAAGAAGGUCAAACAAGAGGAGAUGCAAGUAGUUGAAGCUGAAGAACAGACUCCUAAAAAGAAAAAGAAGAAAGCCAAGCAAGAACAAGAGGAGUCUAUUAAAGAAGAAGCACCUGAAGCUGAACAGCCUACUUCAGAAAAAAAGAAAAAGAAGAAGAAAGUGAAGCAGGAAGCUGACGAGUCGAUGGAGGCGGCAGCUGCAACACCUCAGCCAGGCAGCAGCGAAAAAAAGAUGAAAAAGAAAAAAAAGUUGGCUUCUGAGUCAUCCGAGUAGAAGAAAACUUGCAAUUUUAGUUUAAGAAUUUUAAUACGAAGCAGGAACUUCUUAUUUUGCAAUUGGAUUUUUUAACUACAUUGACCGUUCAGUAAUUUAGAAAUUAUUUUUCUAUAAUUCUUUACAUUAGGAGUAAAAUUAAUCAAAGGGAUUUUUACAUAAUUUUUUUAGUUCUUUGAAUUCUACCAUUAUUAUUUUUGAAUUGUUAUGUAGACACAAAUGUAAUAUAAAAUAUAAGGACUGUUUGAGGAUACAAGAUUUUUAGUACAUUUUGAUAUUUGUUGGAGUUUUUUGUUCUAAAUUGUCUCAAAUAAAUUUCAAACUACAUAUAGGUUGGUUUUUGAAUUUCCCUAACUUUACUCCUGCAUUUUCUAGUUUUUCUCAGCUUUUCUCACUCACUCUUUGUGCAAAAAACAAAAAAAAAUAAAAGCAACAAAAAUAUAUUUAAAAAAAAUGACUUACUCUAUCUAUACUAUAUUAACAAAAACUACUGGUUAUUUAUAGACAUCUUAGGCCACCUGGGUAUAGUUUGCCUUGCAAUACACUGAAAAAAGUAACCAAUUAAAAAUUUCCCACAUAAAAAAAAUCAAAAUAAAUUACCUAUAAACUCAGAAACAGGAUCAUUUUCACCAUCUCCACGCAUAGUACCAGUAAUUUCAUCAUUUUCAACCAUAGGCAUAAACAAAUGCACAAACUCCGAACUGUACGGAGGCCCAAUAGUUUCCAAAACCUCAGUAACAAAAUACCUUAUCAAAGAAAUAUCAGUGUCGCCCUUUUGCCAACACUGCUUGAUAUAUUUGACCACAGGAACCACACAACCUGAACACAAAAGGUUGACCAUCCUGUCUAGAACCAUUUUUCGCAUUUCUAGUUGCACCAGAAUUUCCAAUUCAUCCUGUUUGGACUCAAAUAGACGUACCAGCAACUCUAAAACUUGAUUGUGCAAAGGCAUAUGGCAAGUUACUACUUCAUCCAACAAGGCCAAGUGUAUUGGAGUGUGUUCAGUUGAUAGUUUGAAGUAGCUUGGUUCAGUUACUGUGCAUUCAACCCAGCGAAUUACUCCUAGAGAAAC